AUGAAUAAAAAAGACUCUUUGAUAACAUAAUACUCUAUGAAUGUCGAACUAAAUUAAAAAAAGUUAUAAAAUAAUGAAAAUUAAGCUGAUCUUUCUUCUGUAUAAAAGAAGAUUCGCAAGAGAAAGAAUAAAAACAAUGACCACCUUCUCGUUCGCAAGAAGGAAUAUUAAUUAAAGCCUAUAAUGAUGUGUAUGCCAUAGUAGUAUCAAUACCAUCUUUUCAAUGAUAUUGUGAUAGAUUUUGAUUUGAUUCGUGAUGCUUAAUCUGAAUAAUCAUUCAAUAGAGGUCUUCUAUGGCACUCUUUCAAGUCAAUUUCCUAAGUAAAUAUCUUGAAUGAUGGAUCUAUGAUGGAGUGGAUUUAAGAAAACUUAAAUUAACCUAUUCUCAGCGCUAAUUCAAUGAUUUACAUGCUUCAAUCUAUCAGCUCUCAGACUGCUUACAGGUUAGCAGCUGACUUGAAUAUAGUCAACGAUUACAGAAAUUUACUAACAAGAUACCUCUGUUAAAUGAACCCUCAGUAGAGAAUUGAUUUAUUUUAGAAGCGUCGCGAAUUUUCUGUUUAAAAAUCCCAUCAAUAUGUCAAGAAUAUAAGUCGUAAUUCUAUCAGUAUUUUCUAUGAGUAUUUAUAUAAUGAUAAAUAGUAAACUCAUGAGUAUCGCCGUAUGGGUUUUAGUAAAAAAUUACUCUCUUUAGUAGGCAUAGACAUAAAGGAUGCUCCUGGAAUCUUACUGCGUAGAGGAUUCAUCGAUAUUUGUAGUAAAUAACUUCAAGCUUUGUAUAUAUUGAAGAGAAAUGUUCUCCCCCAGUUUAGUCGCACUAUGCCAGAAAUUACUGAAUUCUAAGUAGAAGGAGAACAUCAUACUUUAGAAGGAAUCCCUUUCAAAUGCAAAAUGCAUGUAAGAGUUUACAACACAACUCAUCAAUACGAUCAUUAAUACUGCCUAGAACUUCCUAUUAAGCCAGAUACUCUCACCGAAAUCAGUAUAGAAGUACCAGAAGAAGAACUAAGAAAGAUAUAUGAAAUUAGACACAAUAUGAACAUCCUAACUAAAUAUUCACUUGAUGAUUUUGUGAAUGGAGAAUUUUAGUACUUAGUUUAAGUUGAAAAUUUCCUUGAAAAGUAUUACAGCUCUCCAUACUCUUACAGAAAAAGCAAUAGAACUAAAAAUAUCUAAAAUGACUCAACUAUGAGUUAACAUGUAAUAAUUAAUAGCAACGAACAUAAUACUAUUUUAGACAAUGAUUCUUCUUGCAGUAUCGAAAAUAUUGUAGAAAACCAAUAAAAUCAAUCAAAUAACUCUAACUCACUACAAUUUUUUGAUAGUAAAAAUCCUACAUAAAAAAAUAUUCAAAAGUCAAUGAUCCACCCAUCAAUUAAAGACAUUAAACUGCAAUAAAACCCCAAUUACCUUGAAGCAUACUGCCCUGACCGUGAAAAAAUUUAUUCUAGCGAAAUAAAUUUUGCCACCGUAGAUAACUUCAUAAAUGAGUAUAAAUACAACCAAUACGAAUCAAGAAUGUUCUCAUCAGAAAUUCUCAAUCUUGGAAGUUACUGA
This is a messenger RNA of Tetrahymena thermophila SB210, 1557 nucleotides long. RefSeq lists its product as hypothetical. Lineage: Eukaryota; Ciliophora; Oligohymenophorea; Hymenostomatida; Tetrahymenidae. The transcript has a single exon. The record is from RefSeq and is a predicted model, not a curated record.